CAGAGGGUCGAGGACCCCUGGACCGAGUAUUCCCCGGGCUCCCGGGACACAACAAGAUCAGCUGGGAAUGAAUGGGUCCUGGGCUUUUGUGAAUCUGAGUGGGGCAUCCCCUCCUCUGGGCGCCGGGCUGCGCCCCCUUCCCCUGGGCAGCCGCGGGGCCGUGACGCCUGGCGGAGGGGGCGCGCAUCUUGGCGCGCGCCUGUCCUCGCAGUGGCUCAUUCAUCGCCGCCGCGGCACGCCGUUGCCAUGGGGACGUGAUGCAGGCGCGAGAAGCGGGAGGGAGAGGGAGGCCCCGGGUGACGUCCGCGCUCUUCUCGCAGCUCGUCUCCCGCGGCCUCCCAAUUCUUACCUAAUUUGGAAGAGAGCCGCAGCCCUUCUGCUGAUGCGCGCGCGCUGGCGCCUUUUUAAGGCAACUGGCGGAGUGGCGGCUCCACCAGAGCCUGGGAGCUGCCCCCGCCCCCGAGCCGCGAGCCCUUCGCGGGGCCGGGGCCCGGGGAGUCCCCGGCGCCGCACGCCCCCACCACCCCCAUCUUAGCGCCCCCCACCCUCUAUGGGGACGUUUCAACCAGGGAAAAGGGAGGUCCUGCCCUUGCCCCUCGCCCCCGCCCCCCUCCUCCAACAGGGGAGACUUCUGUCCAAACCUUGGAAAGAAACGAGAUGCCAGGCCUAGCGCCUUCGGGGAUCCUCUCUGGACAAGGCCACAGGGUGAAAACACCAGCACAGUCUGGACCUGGGCGGGGUUUUUAGAAAAGCUUCGGGACACCACUCCACGACAGACCAACCAGGUUGCUGCUGCUUGCAAACAUCGCCUGCAUUGAAGGAUUCCUGCAGCCACCAGCUCUGGAACUUUCUGGAACCAAACCUUUCCCCAGACGGCCUACAAGGACCAGUUUGCUUCUGGAUGUAGGUGUGGCCUGCAGGGGUCUGGCAGGGCUCCCCAGAGUCAAGUGGACCCAGCCCUGUGGAACCCCUGCCUGGUCCUGUUGACUUCUGCCCUCUUCCUGCAGCACUUCCUGGAGGCGUUUGGCGGGGACCUGGGACGACAGCUGGGAAGUGCCUGACAUAUUCUCAAGAAGCUGGAGAUUCCAGACAUAUCUGGGCCCCUCUCUGGACUGGGAUGGGGGACCCAGAGGUGGAGAAGAACACACAAGCAGCACUUGAGGGCUCCAAGGGUGGCGAGGAGAGAAGUUUCUGCUCUGGUACAGCUAGCCCUAGGACCCUGAAUGGUGCUUCAAUGGAGCGUCCACCCCCAGCGCCAAGCCCUCAGUGCAGAGGGGGAGACUCAGGCGGCUCUCAGACAGACACAAUUUGCCAAGGUCACACAGCAAGUCAGGGUGCCGCUAAGACUAGGACCUAGAGCUCCGCCUCCUGGCCCAGGCUUCUCAGCACCUGGACCCCAGAGGCCGGCCUGUGGGAGGCCUGCAUGGCCACUGCACCACAAACCAAGGACCUAGUCUGGGUUCCCCUCCACCAAGCGCUGGCUGUGAGUCACUUGGGUCACUCCACUCUCUGCAUUAGGCCUCAGUCAUCCAAGACCAUCUUUCAAGGGCCCUCACUCCAAUUAUGAGUCUGGGACUUUCUGAAAUGGAGCGUUUUGGCCAGGCUGUGGGGACCUCUGUGGCCGCCUGUAAGACACUGCUGAGGAGACUUUCCUCCUCUCACCAGACUGAAGCUAAGAAGUGCUGGAGACAGCAGUUGCUUUAGCUACAGGCUAUGUAGACCACCUGAGGAUGAUCUGGGAGUCUAUUUUGUGCACCUUGGAACCCAUCGGAUCCCUCCAAUGGAGCUAUAUAAGGCGGCGUGAGGCAGGCAAGGGGGGCAGCGCAGCCGAGCGGAGCCCAGGAGAGCAGAGAACGAGCCUGAGCGAGAGAAGGGGAAGCACGGAGGAGGAAGCCGCCGCCGGUGCGUCGGGACGGGAGCGCAGGUGCUCGGGCGCCCGAGCUGGAGCUCCGCAGCCGCCGGUCAUGUACCGCUCCACCAAGGGCGCCUCCAAGGCGCGCCGGGACCAGAUCAACGCCGAGAUCCGGAACCUCAAGGAGCUGCUGCCGCUGGCUGAAGCGGACAAGGUCCGGCUGUCCUACCUGCACAUCAUGAGCCUCGCCUGCAUCUACACUCGCAAGGGUGUCUUCUUCGCUGGAGGCACUCCUCUGGCGGGCCCCACGGGGCUUCUCUCAGCUCAAGAACUUGAGGACAUCGUAGCGGCCCUACCCGGCUUUCUGCUUGUGUUCACGGCCGAGGGGAAAUUGCUGUACCUGUCUGAGAGUGUGAGCGAGCAUCUGGGCCACUCCAUGGUGGACCUGGUUGCCCAGGGUGACAGCAUCUACGACAUCAUUGACCCAGCUGACCACCUCACUGUGCGCCAGCAACUCACCCUGCCCUCUGCCCUGGACACUGAUCGCCUCUUCCGCUGCCGCUUCAACACCUCCAAGUCCCUCAGGCGCCAGAGUGCAGGCAACAAACUGGUGCUUAUUCGAGGCCGAUUCCAUGCUCACCCACCUGGGGCCUACUGGGCAGGAAACCCCGUGUUCACAGCUUUCUGUGCCCCAUUGGAGCCAAGACCCCGCCCUGGCCCUGGCCCUGGCCCUGGCCCUGCCUCACUCUUCCUGGCCAUGUUCCAGAGUCGUCAUGCUAAAGACCUAGCCCUACUGGACAUCUCUGAGAGUGUCCUAAUCUACCUGGGCUUUGAGCGCAGUGAACUGCUUUGUAAAUCAUGGUAUGGACUGCUGCACCCCGAGGACCUGGCCCACGCUUCUGCUCAACACUACCGCCUGUUGGCUGAGAGUGGAGAUAUUCAGGCAGAGAUGGUGGUGAGGUUACAGGCCAAGACUGGAGGCUGGGCAUGGAUUUACUGCCUAUUAUACUCAGAAGGUCCAGAGGGCCCCAUUACUGCCAAUAACUACCCAAUCAGUGACAUGGAAGCCUGGAGCCUCCGCCAGCAGUUGAACUCUGAAGAUACCCAGGCAGCUUAUGUCCUGGGCACUCCGACCAUGCUGCCCUCAUUCCCUGAAAACAUUCUUUCCCAGGAACAGUGCCCCAGCACUAACCCACUCUUCACCACAGCCCUGGGGGCUCCCAGAAGCACCACCUUCCCCAGUGCUCCUGAACUGAGUGUUGUCUCUGCAUCAGAAGAGCUUCCCCGACCCUCCAAAGAACUGGACUUCAGUUACCUGACAUUCCCUUCUGGGCCUGAGCCUUCUCUCCAAGCAGAACUGAGCAAGGAUCUUGUGUGCACUCCACCGUACACGCCCCAUCAGCCAGGAGGCUGUGCCUUCCUCUUCAGCCUCCAUGAGCCCUUCCAGACCCACUUGCCCACCCCAUCCAGCACUCUUCAAGAACAGCUGACUCCAAGCACAGCGACCUUCUCUGAUCAGUUGACGCCCAGCAGUGCAACCUUCCCAGAUCCACUAACUAGCCCACUGCAAGGCCAGUUGACUGAAACCUCAGUCAGAAGCUAUGAAGACCAGUUGAAUCCCUGCACCUCCACCUUCCCAGACCAGCUGCUUCCCAGCACAGCCACCUUCCCAGAGCCUCUGGGCAGCCCUGCCCAUGAACAGCUGACUCCUCCCAGCACAGCAUUCCAAGCACACCUGGACAGCCCCAGCCAAACCUUCCCAGAGCAACUGAGUCCCAAUCCUACCAAGACUUACUUUGCCCAGGAGGGAUGCAGUUUUCUCUAUGAGAAGUUGCCCCCAAGUCCUAGCAGCCCUGGUAAUGGGGACUGCACGCUUUUGGCCCUAGCCCAGCUCCGGGGCCCCCUCUCUGUGGAUGUCCCCCUGGUGCCCGAAGGCCUGCUCACACCUGAGGCCUCUCCAGUCAAGCAGAGUUUCUUCCACUACUCUGAAAAGGAGCAGAACGAGAUAGACCGUCUCAUCCAGCAGAUUAGCCAAUUGGCUCAGGGCAUGGACAGACCCUUCUCAGCUGAGGCUGGCACUGGUGGACUAGAGCCACUUGGAGGACUGGAGCCCCUAGACUCCAACCUGUCCCUGUCAGGGGCAGGCCCCCCUGUGCUCAGCCUGGACCUGAAACCCUGGAAAUGCCAGGAGCUGGACUUCCUGGCUGACCCUGAUAACAUGUUCCUGGAAGAGACGCCCGUGGAAGACAUCUUCAUGGAUCUCUCUACCCCAGACCCCAGUGAGGAAUGGGGCUCAGGGGAUCCUGAGGCAGAGGGCCCAGGAGGGGCCCCAUCGCCUUGCAACAACCUGUCCCCAGAAGACCACAGCUUCCUGGAGGACCUGGCCACAUAUGAAACCGCCUUUGAGACAGGUGUCUCAGCAUUCCCCUAUGAUGGGUUUACUGAUGAGUUGCAUCAACUCCAGAGCCAAGUUCAAGACAGCUUCCACGAAGAUGGAAGUGGAGGGGAACCAACGUUUUGAAUAAGUCUGUGACUUAACGUCGUCAAGUAUGGCAUAUUGUCAUCAAGACGUGGAGCCGCUCUCCACCCCCCCGGGACUGUUGGGGGGAUUCUGGGGGCCAGAGGGGGAUAUAUAUGAUUCCCCAGGCCCUGCAGGAUUUGGGGGGGGGAGGUGGGAGGGCAAGGGAGGGGAGCUUCUUUUUAAAAUCAAGAGACUUCGAGCGAUCCCAGUUUCCAUUUCAAUCUGUAUUCACUCGUAGUGAGUUUCCUUGAAUGGGAUUUCAAGCGGAGAAUGGGGGAGUCUCACUUCCCCGCCGCCUUGCCCCAUUGGCCUGGGCCAGUUCUCCACUCCUAGGGGCCAAGCCACCCCUAGGCUUUGGUGGGGGAAAGGCAAGGCCCACCCGGGCCAGCCCGUGCCCUGAGGGGCUCUUGACACCCACGUAGAAUUCUCUACACACCAGUAACGGGAUUUCAAUUCCGAUGGACUCUGCCGCCCUGGCGGCCCUUCCUGUGACUUUUGCACCCCGCGCCUGGGGUGGGGGGUGCGAAGAGACGCUACGUUCCUUUCCGAUGGAGGAAGGCAGACCUGCCGUCACACGUGUGCUUGCACGAGUGCGUGUACCUGGUGCGGGACUCACCCGGCCGCCAGACUGCCUGGGCCUGCCCAGAUGGCCACCUCGUGGUGCUGCGGUGACUUUGUAGCCAACUUUAUAAUAAAGUCCAGUUUGCCUUUUUGGUA
Molecule: messenger RNA, 5090 nt
Organism: Chlorocebus sabaeus (green monkey)
Lineage: Eukaryota; Metazoa; Chordata; Mammalia; Primates; Cercopithecidae
Gene: NPAS4
Product: neuronal PAS domain protein 4
Biological process (GO): regulation of transcription by RNA polymerase II
Molecular function (GO): protein dimerization activity; RNA polymerase II transcription regulatory region sequence-specific DNA binding; DNA-binding transcription factor activity, RNA polymerase II-specific
Source: RefSeq, a predicted model, not a curated record